GGAAAACCAUUGAUUGAUGCUGUCUGUCGAGAGUCCAAUCCAAAGGAUAGCAAUGGACUGACUGGACGAAGCGCACAAAUACUGACUGUCGUGUACACCAACCACAAAGCCCACGUGGGCCCCAACCUUUGUCUAUCUGUCUGUCUGUCUCACCGCACACACUACCGCCCGCCCCCUAACAUACACACACUGCCGUCAAGGAGGGACACCCUCCGCUCAUUCGAUGACAUGGCCCAUCCAUCAUCAAUCAGUUCAUUCAGGGUGCGAUGGUGUCGUCACCGCACUCGCUCUAUUCACUCACUGGCCGGGCCGGGUCACGUCACUCCCUCACUCAAACCACCCCCCACCCCCCCAUCCAUCGGUGUGCGCAGUACAUUCAUUCGUGUGUGUCGGUGCUGUGCUACACACAGAUCACAUCACAUCACACCCUGUCAUCGUUCCUGUUGAGGUAAUCAUCGCCGUAGAGCCACUUGCCGAGCCCGCGAGGUUCAUGAGCCCCGAAGAGCGUUACCGACCAGUCGUAGGAACAGAGCAAGCCCACCGCCAUCAUGAACGUCAUUAUCCGCCCAUAAGGCCUGAAGGAAUGAAUGGCACAGACUUACAGGCAUGUAGGUUCGUUCGCUUCAUUCGUGCAGGCGGGCCGUGUGUAGCGUGUGCAGCGUACGUACGAGUGCACGAGUCCGAAGUGUGUCUUGCCGCUGGCCCUGAUCAUGUUGGCUGGCGCAUAUCCCGACGGACCGCGGGUAAGCUUACCCAACCCCAGUCCCAUGGCGAUCGACGGGGGGAAGGAAGCCGGCCGAGCCAGCAAAAGAAUAUACCCACCCAAGAUCCCCCGUGCGCCCCCUCCUGUGGCGAAAUUGACGGGUGGAG
This is a messenger RNA of Vitrella brassicaformis, 870 nucleotides long. Lineage: Eukaryota; Vitrellaceae. The record is from the annotation of a GenBank genome assembly.